Anolis carolinensis (green anole) is the source of this 3168-nucleotide messenger RNA. It is a transcript of the gene ptprh, whose product is annotated as protein tyrosine phosphatase receptor type H. Gene Ontology annotation, cellular component: signaling receptor complex. Gene Ontology annotation, molecular function: protein binding; protein tyrosine phosphatase activity. The record is from RefSeq and is a predicted model, not a curated record. Lineage: Eukaryota; Metazoa; Chordata; Lepidosauria; Squamata; Anolidae. Bases 76 to 2721 code for a protein of 881 amino acids. The transcript is spliced from 18 exons. Gene Ontology annotation, biological process: peptidyl-tyrosine dephosphorylation involved in inactivation of protein kinase activity.
GUUUUCCUGUUGCUCUUUCUGCCUGGACAACAUGGUGGCAAAACGAAUUCAUCCGGAACAACUACAACUCCCCCUAUGACAACUCCUGAUUGCUGCAAAGACCCUGAGGAAAUCGAGGAAAACAUUACUGUUGUGGUGUGCUCUCUAUCUGUUGAUCCGCAUGCCACAAAACUUCAGAGUGGAUGGGAUACAGAGGCACAGGAGCUGGGCUGCAUUAAUACCACAGAUCAUUGCCAUGAAAUCCAAUCCAAUGUGUCUGUGGACAUUUUUCCUCAACUGCCUACUUGCACCAUUUCCACGUGCACAGAUCCAAGCCCCGUGAAGGAUUUGGCUUUAGGCAUCCGGACCAAUAGUUCCAUCAUUCUUCACUGGGAAAUUGUUGCACAUUGCUGUCAUGCAUCCUCUAGCAUCAACCAUACCACAGUCGCUGAUGACAGCUGGAGGAAUGGUACAAUGAAGAUCACAGGGCUGUUACCUGGGGGAAAUUAUACCAUGACCCUGUACAGAACUCUAAAUGGAAGACGUAGCCAAGACACCUCCAUCAACGUGACCACAAUACCUUCACCUGUCAUAAAGAUCACAAUAAGGAAUCGCACCACGGAUUCUCUGAAGAUUGAAUGGACCCCACCUGAAGACUGUCAAGUUAAUACCUACAGAUACAAGAUUUGCAUCCUCAACUGCACAGUUGUCUCCAAAAACCCAUACACUGUGAAACAUCUGCAAGCAGGAGUUAUCUACAAUAUUGUGAUCUAUGCUGUCACCAAGAACAACAUCUCUAGUCCUGGGAAGAACAUAAAUGCCACCACAGUUCCAAGCAGCCCAAAGAAUAUAACGGUGAUUGAGUACAGCAACAACAGUUUCUCCUUUUCCUGGAAUCCUCCUGAAAAUCUUCCUGAAAACCAAUAUGCAAACUAUAGGUACUGCCUGAGCUGGUUGCCUGAAGAUGAGAAAGAGCCACAGCGAAAUAAUUGCACUACAGACUACAGUUAUACCAUCCAGAAUCUCCUACCAGGACGCCUGUACUCAGUGAAUGUGACUUCAGAGAUCAAUGGUUUUGAGAGCGAAAAAAAUACAACAUGGAUUUUGACAUUUCCAUCCCCUCCAACUGAUUUCAGCAUCCAAAACAUUAACCAGACAGCAGCCAUGUUCACCUGGGUGGCCCCAAGUCCGCCUUUCAGUGGCUACCAACUGAAGUCGAAGAGGAAGGACUCUAAGGAACAUCUGACUUGUCUUAGCAAAACUUCCAAGGAAGCUGUUUUACGUGGGCUCACUCCAAGCACCAACUACACCUUCACCCUCUUCAGCUUGGUGGAAGGGAAAGACAAGACGCAGCUCAGCACUGGCAUUCAGCUACAGAAAGCCACAAAGCCAGAAAAAGUAACUGACCUGCAGUGCAGGGCCUUGUCAGGAGGCGACAAACUAAAGUUGUCCUGGGAAUGCCCCCAAAGCAAGAUCAGUAAAUUAUGUAUCCUCGUGUCGAAUCAGACUUGGACAACAUGGGAGACUUGUGAAAAAUCAGUAGUGAUUGACGGCCUGCAACCUGCCAGGAGAUAUCGGAUACAAGCGAGAACAUAUUGGUAUGACCAGUAUGCAGUGUAUGAUCUUGAUGAUUGCUUCACUGACAGUACAGGGGUUAUCGUAGGACCUCUGGUUGCUGUGCUGCUCCUCUUAGUCAUCCUCGGCUUGCUGCUGCUCUAUUUCAGGAGGAGGAAACUCAGUAAUGGCCUGAAGAAACCAAAACCAGACGUGGGACUGUCUGAAGUCCAUGUCUCAGUGCCGCUCUCAACGUUUCCAAAUUACUGCGAUGAGAAACUUUCCAGUAGUGCCUUUGGUUUUGCCAAGGAAUACCAGCAGCUGCAGGAUAUAGGCAUGGGGCAGCCUCAGAAUGUGGCCCAGCAACCUGAGAAUCAACCCAAGAACCGCUAUUCCAACGUCGUGCCAUAUAACCAUGCCCGAGUCCAGCUCCUCCCCAGACCUGGAGACCCCAACUCUGAUUACAUCAAUGCUAGCUAUAUGCCCGGUUUCAAGGGGGAAAAGGAGUUCAUUGCAGCUCAAGGACCGCUCCAAGAAACAUUGUGUGACUUCUGGCGUAUGAUAUGGGAGCAACGGAUCACAACCUUGGUCAUGCUCACCAACUGUUUUGAGAAUGGACGCGCGAAAUGUGAACGCUAUUGGCCUCUGGAUUACACCCCUUGCACCUAUGAGGACAUCAGUGUCUCUGUUCUCACAGAAACCAUCCUCUCCGACUGGACCAUCCGGGACUUCUCCAUCAAACGAGUGAACGAAACUGAGGUCCAUCUUGCCAGGCAUUACCAUUAUUCUUCUUGGCCAGACCACGGGGUACCCGAGACCACAAGUGGUGUCCUUCACUUCCGAGACCUCGUGAGGAGGCACAUAGAGGAACACAAAGACAGUGGGCCAGCUCUGGUGCACUGCAGCGCUGGUGUGGGCCGGACAGGGACAUUCAUCGCCUUGGAUUCACUGUUGCGCCAAGCCCAAGAGGAAGGACAACUGGGCGUCUUCUCAUUUGUCCAAAGACUCAGGAUGAACCGUCCACUGAUGAUUCAGACGGAGUCCCAAUACAUUUUCCUGCACCAGUGUCUCCUAGAUGGAAUCAAAUCGGCCGUGAAGCAUGAGACGGAGAAGACAGAGAAAAAAGAGUAUACCAUUGUCUAUGAAAACACCUCGACUUUGCGGGAGUAUGAGAUCUCCCGUGUGUGAAGGAUCUCAGAGCUGGACCUGCAAAGAGUUGUGGAGGUCUAUGCCCCAGAUCUUCCCAAACCACAACACUCAAACUUUGAAGUGGUCAUUUUCCUGGGAAGCAUGGGGUAGAUAGUUUCUAAGGGGGACAUAAGUUCCUUUUUGCUUCCUCCUCAGUUCCAUGCCUGACAGAUGUUUGCAGAUGUGUUCAUGGACAUGGAGAAGAGUUUCAGAAGAAAAUGCUAGCUUCACAACAGACAACACAGCUGCAGUAAUGUUCAUGAGCAUGCCUCAGAAGUUCUGCAGUGAUCUGUUCCUCCAGAAGUAUAUUCCAAACGCAUAUCAUGUGUCUCUCUAUGAUGGCGUUGGGGGAAAAUGUGCCUGCAGGCUGUGUGUGGCCUCCAAAUCAUAAUUGUAUAGGCCGUGAUGACUCCCAACCCCCCAAAAAUUUAAUCCAUCAAUUUGGGG